UCACAGCCCCUAUUAAUAUGUAAUCCCCAUAUUAAUAUGUAAUCCCAUUAUCGUAAAUUGGACCAGCUUUUACUAGCGUGCUGUUACUCUGGAUUCUGGCUUAAUGCCACAAGAAACAUAAAUAGCUUUGUGCCGUCUUUCCACCUCCCCGUAUGCCAUUGCCCUUUCUGAUUAGUUCCUUCAGCGCUUUCACUUCCUGCAUAUGUUCGCAGCACUUCCCUUUCUGAUCACGUGACGUUAGCGAUUACAUUGGACAGUUUGGUAAGAGGAAGUAGACGCUGCUGUGGUGAAGGCAGGCUUUAGCAGGUGAUUUGUCGCUAGCCUAUGAGCAGUAAAUGAGAAGAAGAAAUCCAAAUGGAAAGAUGACCACUCUGACACGUCAAGAUCUGAACUUUGGACAGGUUGUUGCAGAUAUAUUAUGUGAAUUUCUGGAGGUGGCUGUUCAUCUAAUUCUUUAUGUCCGAGAGGUUUAUCCUAUUGGAAUCUUCCAAAAGAGAAAGAAAUAUAAUGUGCCAGUACAGAUGUCAUGUCAUCCUGAAUUGAAUCGUUACAUUCAGGACACUCUUCACUGUGUUAAACCACUCAUUGAAAAGAAUGAUGUGGAGAAAGUGGUGGUAGUUAUUCUAGAUAAGGAACACCAUCCUGUGGAGCGAUUUGUCUUUGAAAUUGCACAACCACCCUUGCUUUCUAUCAGUUCUGACUCUCUGUUGUCUCACGUUGAGCAGUUACUUCGUGCCUUUAUCCUGAAGAUUAGUGUCUGUGAUGCUGUCUUAGACAACAAUCCCCCAGGCUGUACAUUUACUUUACUUGUUCACACUAGAGAAGCUGCUACACGGAAUAUGGAGAAAAUUCAAGUUAUAAAGGACUUCCCAUGGAUUCUGGCAGAUGAACAAGAUGUACACAUGCAGGAACCUCGACUUAUACCACUGAAGACAAUGACCUCUGAUAUAUUAAAGAUGCAGCUUUAUGUAGAAGAGAGAGCCCAGAAGAGUACCUGAUGUCAACAUCUUUAUUGAUAUUCAUGCUACUGCAGUCAACCAGUGCCGAAGUUUAUCAUCAACAACACUCAUCAAGCCAUUAGACCAAACUGUGAAUAUAUUUACAGAAUGGUUCAGGGCCGUGUAUUUUUUCAGAAUGGCAGGAGAUGAGGCUAGAUCUUGUUAAUAAGUAUUUUGUUUAAAUACUAUGCUGCUUGUCUGUUGUGUGUAAGUGCUACAGUGAAUAAUAUUUUAUGUACAUUUUAAGGAGAUCCUUCCUAGGGCACUGACUUUUGCCUUAGUUUUUCAUGGUGACAGACAAUUACGUUAAAGGCACAGUUUUACCUCUGAUGUACUGGCCUAAAUGAUGUACCACUGUGCUUAAUAUUUAUUAAAGCACAGUCCUAUGUCUGUGAUAUUGCAAAAGACACUAGAUACAAUGUAUGUCUGUUGAAAUCUCUGUGGAACAAAUUAAUAAGGCUAGGACAUCUUCUACAUUAGAAGUGUAUAUUACUACAUUAAAAAGUGAUUUAGUGGUAAAAGGGAUUUCUCCACAAACCUUCAGGGUAAAAUGAUGUGUCUCCACUGAUGCAUAUGGCAUAUACCUCACCUUGUGAGUAGAUAACAUCUGUCUUGAUUGAGAGUCAGGGUAUGUGUGGUGGCCCCAAAUAAGUGUGCAUAAGCAAAACCCAAAGGCAAAGGAUCUAGACAAUAGUAAACAAUCUUUCAGGCAUGGGACUGCCUUAACACAAUUUAAAAACAACCAAUUUUCCUAAAUUUCCAUUUUUUUGCAGCAUGUUUUUGAUCCAGACAUCAAUUCCUAUACCGUUCAACAUGAAGAUAGUAAUAAAAGCAUUGUCAUGCAUACACAAAAAUAAACUGCUCUUCUUUAGAGUGAUUUUGAAGCGCUAAGAGUUGGGUUCCCCAAACUUCUGCUAUACACAUUUCAAGUGGAAGCUGCAGUAGAAGAAUCGGGGAACAGAAUGAUUUGUGAAAGUGCAGCUUUCAUUGGCUAUCUGCACUACUAUUCACUGGCUGUGUAGCAUAUGGGGCUGGCUCAAGCCAAGGCACACAAGGCAAUUUAGUUAUAUAGAAGCCUAUGUGCAAAGGUGUCUGAGUGGGCAUAGCUGUGUAACAUAUGCAGUCCCAAGCUAAUGAAAGCUUCUGUGCCAUAUCAAAUUUGAACAUCGAUUUUUAAAUUACAGAGAUCACAGUAAUCCUUUACUAUGCUUCACCUAAAAAGAUGGCAUAGACCUAACAGCAUAGAAGACUGAGAGUGUAAAGUUGACUUUUAAAUAUUUAAAAAACAUGUUACUUGUUAUUUAAUACACAUAUAAUAUUUUUUUAAUAAACCUUUAAUAAAAUAUUCCUUCACUGAAAAAAGUGUAUACUUGAUAAAUUGAUCCUCAUUCAUUUAGAUCAUUACAUAUAGCACUAACAUAUUCUGCAGGGCUUCAGUCCCUGCUCUGUUAACCUGCCUGUAUGUUUUUGGAGUGUAGGAGAAAAAACGUGUAUCUGGAGGAAACCUACAUAAAUUUGUUGCAUAAAGUAGCCUUACUGGAACCAUAAGGACCCCAGGACUGCACUCUAGCAAUGUCAAACAUUGCAAAACCAUAAUUCCUAAGUUCUGUGGUCAGGCACUCUACUGUGGCUCAUAUUAGUGGGGGAUUCACAGAUAUGGUAUUAGCCUGAAUUAUUUUUGAUUAUUUAACUAUAAUCUAUAUAAUCUAAACUAUAAUCCUAUUUUUAUUUUAUGCAAGCAAAAUGGAGUUUACUUUUUCUUUUUCCAAUUUUACUUUACUACACGUUUAUUAAUAACCCUUAAUGUCUUUGAUAUCACUUUAGUCUUUCACAUAAGUAAUUUUAAAUCAGUCUAUACUAUUAUUUAAAUGGGAAAUUCAUCUUAGAACUUACAUUUAGGAUGAUUAUUGUUCCCCUGUAUAGUGGCCAGAAAUUCAGAGCUAAGAGUGCUGUUGGCAGCUGCCAUCUUUGGAUGCUUCAGUUUCCUGCUUGCCUUGUCUUGAUCAGCAGCCAGAUGCGUGCAUGUGAUAUCAUGUCAGGAUCAAAAUUGCUAGGGCUUUUUGUGCAUUAGUUAGCAUUUACCUCACCCUCUAAGGCAUAUUGCAAAUGUAACAUUUUAUGUUCAUUCUAAGAAUUAUUAAAAACAUAAAAUCAAGCAACUUUCCAAUAUACUAUUAGAUUUUCAAUAAUCUUAAAGUUAUCUGUAUAUGAAAUUGCAACUGAAAGCAGUUUCUGCCUAUCCUUUUCUAUUCCCUUUAUUACAAUGUAAAAUAAAUUGAUUCUUCUCCA
This is a messenger RNA of Xenopus tropicalis (tropical clawed frog), 3287 nucleotides long. It is a transcript of the gene mad2l2, whose product is annotated as mitotic arrest deficient 2 like 2. NCBI's taxonomy places the organism in Eukaryota, Metazoa, Chordata, Amphibia, Anura, Pipidae. The record is from RefSeq and is a predicted model, not a curated record. Gene Ontology annotation, cellular component: cytoplasm; spindle; nucleus. The transcript is spliced from 10 exons. The coding region runs from base 336 to 998 and encodes 220 amino acids.